GAUUUGUCAAAACAAUAUGAAGAAAUCAAGAAUGAUUUUAAAAGUUUACAAGAAAAUUAUGUGGAAAUUAAGAAUGAUUUUAAAAGUUUACAAGAAAAUUAUGUGGAAUUAAAAAAUCAAUUGGAUGCUAAUAAUAAAUUUAUGAUUUAUCGAUUGAAAGAAAAUAAUGAAUAUCUCAUUGAAAAACUUACAAAUAAAACUUAA
Entrophospora candida is the source of this 204-nucleotide messenger RNA. The record is from the annotation of a GenBank genome assembly. NCBI's taxonomy places the organism in Eukaryota, Fungi, Glomeromycota, Glomeromycetes, Entrophosporales, Entrophosporaceae.